Messenger RNA from Symbiodinium sp. CCMP2592, 2307 nucleotides. The record is from the annotation of a GenBank genome assembly. NCBI's taxonomy places the organism in Eukaryota, Dinophyceae, Suessiales, Symbiodiniaceae.
AUGGAGCAGGCAGUCCCGCAACCUUUGGCUAACCUGCUUUCGCGGGCUCGCUACUGCAGCGUUUGCAUGGUUGUCAAGCGUGAGGGCCAUGCGCACAAGUACCGCACAGGCCACGAUCUGCGUCUCUUGACGCCUGAGGAGAAGGCCAACCUUUCUCAGCGGUGGCGCGAGGAGCAGGAGAUUGGCCAGGAGGCGAAGAAGCGCAGGCUGGCAGAAGACCGCCAAGAGGAGAUGCGUCGCCGACGGGAAGCGUCGCAAACCGUCUCCCAGGUCUUCCGGAUGGACUUCGGCAAGCACAGAGGCCUCACCCUGGAUGAGGUGGACGCCGUUGAUUCAAAAUAUUUGGGCAUCAUGGUGCAGCAGAACGCACACAAGGCCCGGCCCACUCUGCAGCGGGCUCUGGAGCAAAGCGGUCGCUUGGAGUCCCUGCUCGCCGACUCUAAAGAAGCUGCUCAGGCGGCUGCUAGGCGUGUCUUGGAGAAGCACGCGGAGGCAUUGCCCACGCCUCUUGCUCCAGAAGUGCGCAAGUUGCGGCAGAUUCAGGUGGCGGAGGCCAGUGAGGGCAGGAAGAAGGGCAAACAACGGCAGACGGCAUCCAGGGCAGUUGUGACUGCCCCGAGUGACGCUGACCAGCGCAAAGCCAAGGAUGCCGCCUUGGAGAAAAACCGCCGCAAGGCGCGUCUCGUUGCCCGCUUGAAAUACACGGCCCUACAUCAGCGCAGCACGGACUACAUCAACAAGUCCAGGCAGCGGAGUCGGGCGACCCUGUCCAGGGACUUCCUUACAUUUGCCCGGAUGAGUCCCAUGGAGCUAGCGCUGGCCCUCAUCGAGGAUGGUCUCCUCCAGAAUCUGGAAGGAACACGCUGCACCAAUCCAAAGUGCGGCGAGCAGAAGGGCUUCGGCGGCGAGUCCAUCCUCGGGCCGCUUCGUCAAGGGCAGAAAAACGAGCCCAACAUGACGCGCAGAGCCGUUCACUACCGCUGCCAGUGCUGCCGCAAGCGAGUGACAAUCAGCGCGGGGAACCCGCUUUUUGUGGGCAGCGGAGCAGGGCAGCACUCCAUGUCCCUGACCAUCCUGGCCUUGUGGAACUGUGUGGAAGGGAUUUCAAUUACCCACACAGUUCAUCAGCUCGCCGUGGACGAGAAGGUCGUGUCGUGGUAUCGCACGGCCCGGCAAAUUAUGGUCUGGGACAUCCUCCGCUUGCAGGACGUCAUGAUCUUCGGCAAGGGCAGCGAGACCAUCGAUGUCGAAGCUGACGAGUCCCAAUUCCAGAGCUGGAGCAUCGUCAAUGAUUCCUCCGGGGCCAGGACGUAUUACUGGUACGUCUGGUUGGGCGUCAUUCAGAGGGGCAACCCUUCGAAUUUCUACUUGGAGAGCCUGGGAGUGACUGUGUCGCAUGGCGAGCCCCGUGUUCCUCCACUCACCGCAGCCGCUUGGCGAAAAACCUGCGAGAAGGUAUUCGAUGAGGAUGCGAAUGUCGUGCUCAUGACCGACUCCGCACAGGCCUACGCUUCCGUCGACGUUCCUGGCAUUGUGGAAAAGCACACUGUGAAUCACAGUGAGCACGAGUUCUCUCGCUCGGUUUCAGUGCUGCAAAAUGUUUCCACACGGGAGCGGAGGCCCGGCAUGGCGGGCACGCAGUUGGUCGACAGGGAGUGGGGGCACCUCAAAGAUCUGUUGCCACAUGGCCUUUCAGCACGGACGGAGGAGGAGCGUGCCCGUUAUGCCGAGUACAUUCGGGAGGCGCAGUGGAAACGGGUUCUACACACCAGCGACAGAUGGCAGCGCUUCUGUGUGGCGGCCAGGGACUAUAUGCAAGCAGAUUCCAGAGCCGUGGUGCCGGCCGAUCCCCCCCAGGAUUUGCCCAGAUGGAACGACAGGUACUUCGAAAGCCAGGAAGCGGGCCGCUGCGGCAUGCACGCUCUCAACAACUGCCUGGGUCAGCAACUCUUCGCCGCGGAGGAUUUGGAGACAGUGGCAGUUGCCGUCGUGGAAGAGACGGGUGAGGAUCCCAGCGAUCACAUAGUCUUUCAACCCGUCUCUGCGGCUGCCUAUGAUGCUGUUCUUGGUACCGAGCAGAUUGUCGGUCUCCUGGUGAACCACGAUAACACGCAUUGGACCUGUGUCGCAAAGCAUGCGGAUGCUUUGUGGCAUGUGGACAGUUUGCAGGGACAGAGAUGCAUUCGCCAACCCGACUUCGAACGCCUUCUUCAAACGUUCCCAUCAACUUUUGCCAUCGCUCGAUGGCCCGAAGGGGCCGAGCGGAAUGAAGCUGUGCUGGGAAGACUUUUGGGUGGCAUUGUUGAU